CAAGCAACAUCCAAUCAUAUCCAAUCAUUCUUCGAACAAUAUCCGCGGUUCAGUUAUGAUCCCACUGGCGAAACUAUGUAUCAGUUCAGGAUGAUGUGCAGGUCGUACGGCUGGCGCCCUGAUAGUGAAGAACGAAUGCAAGCCCUUGAAGGGGUACGAGAUGCCAUUGCACUCCAGUUCAAUGCAUUCUACGGAGAUGAUGCAAACAGUUUGAACGGUUGGCAUAGCCUGUAUCGAGCGUUACAAAUUCAGGACAUCCCGGAUACGGUGAAAGGUUGUAAAGAGGGUAUUAAGACCAUCCACGUCAACAUAUGUGAUUUGGUGGAUCAUAAAGAAGAUGUCCCAACGAAGCAUCCUUCGGAAGCUGCUCUUGCUCAAUACAGUCGCGACUCGAAAAAAAUAUACCCACGGGAAAAUGCGUAUGCGGGAGGGUUGUUGAGGUUCCUUUUGCGGCAGAUA
Molecule: messenger RNA, 459 nt
Organism: Lentinula edodes (shiitake mushroom)
Lineage: Eukaryota; Fungi; Basidiomycota; Agaricomycetes; Agaricales; Omphalotaceae
Exons: 2
Source: RefSeq, a predicted model, not a curated record